Molecule: messenger RNA, 1650 nt
Organism: Closterium sp. NIES-65
Lineage: Eukaryota; Viridiplantae; Streptophyta; Zygnematophyceae; Desmidiales; Closteriaceae
Source: the annotation of a GenBank genome assembly
AUGCCUUGCCGGCGCGUCAGGAGCGGGGCCGGUCCCCGCCGCCUCGUGGAUAUCGACCCGCGUCCCCUGCGCGUCGCGCCCCCGAGCUGCAUGACUCUCGGCGGCGAUGGGACGAAUAUCAGCGGGAAAUUCAGCAUCGCGACCGCCGCUACCGCUCUUCUGAGAGGUCGCCGGAGAAGCGCUCCCCGCGGGAGCGGUCCCCUCCGCAGCGGACGCCGCGGCCGUCGCCUCCGCGUCGGGGCCGCGGGGCUCAUGCGGGCCGUUGGGAUUCUCGCCGCCGUGAGCAGUCCCCGCCCCGUCCUCAGUCGGCUGGGUCUGGAGGGCGUCGUGGGCGGCGGAAUGGUGGCGAUGUUUCUGCCGCGCGGAGUUCCGACUGCGCCUCUCCCCAGCCGCGCGGGGAGAGAUCCCACGCUGAGCAUGUGCCGGAUGUGGAAUUUGGCGGGGGCGGCUGAGGGGCUGGCGAGCCUGCAGCUGGCGGCGUGUGAGGCCAUGCGUCACACACCGAGCAGUUUUGCGCAAGGGCCCCAAGGACAGUGCGUCGCUUGGGCAGGAGAGAUUGUCCCCCUUUUAUCGCCCGUGUCGGAUGCGCCCGCCGGGGGUCUGCUGCAGUACUUUCGUCUUGUGGAGGGCUGUAUCGACCUCAUAUCCACCCACCAACUGCAACACAACAUCUCCUACCGCUGGGUCAUUCGCACACGAGUCGACGGCUACUGGACCGCCCCUCCUCCCCUUCUCCCCUCCCUCCACCCCUCUGCCUACACCAUCCCCUUCGGUUUCGACUGGGGGGGCCUCAACGACCGCCUCGGGAUUGGCUCUUGGGACGCCUCCAAAGUGGCUCUCAGGCGUUUAUCUGCGUUACAAGACUUGUUCAGUGCAGGGUAUAGGGCGCUGACGUCUGAGAAGGCGUUUCGGGCGCAGAUGGAGGCUGCGGGGGUGGCAGUGGCAAGAAAGCAUUUUCACUUCUGUGUUGUGUCGCGGAGGCGGUCCCGAGGAGGCGAUGGGUGUGCUGCCAUGAUGUUUUCAACUGCCACCUACGGGCCGCUGAAUGGGGCCAAGUGCCGGCCCUGCUCCUCCCCGUGUGCUGUUGAUGAUCAGGCGGCGGCAAUCAUCAACACAGUGCGCGCGGCGGGCGGCAUGUACCGCCACCCGUUGCCACCCGGGAUGCAGCUGUGCGACGCGAAGCAGGCGUGGGAGGGCGCGUGGGAGCGGCAGUUCGACCGGGACGUGGAGCGGCAGCGCGGCGGGAAGACCCUGAGCUGGCAGCGCCGCAACAUUGGGCGGGUUGCUGCUAGCCUUGCACAUUGCACGGAACAGUUUAACAAGCUCAAGGCCGUGAGUGUGACGUGGGACUCGCCUCCCCCAGUGGCUGUGUGCAUCCGGGCGCAGCUGGGGGAGGUAGAGCUGAUGGGCAGCAAGACCGGCGAGUUCAACACCUUCACCUCUCUUCUCACCAGCAAAAGCACGUUCAUAUCGGUGACGAACAGCAAGGCCAGCCAGAGCUGGGAGCGGCAUCUCUUCAGGCGCUACGGCAAGGUGCGCGUGGGAUUCAGGAAUGCCGAUUGGCUGGCGUCCCCUCAAUCCGCCAAUGCGAGCGCGACAACUACCCGGCCUUUCAAUGCCGUCAGGGUGAGUGUAGCUUGGUUGAGAUGA